Molecule: messenger RNA, 4719 nt
Organism: Hippocampus zosterae (dwarf seahorse)
Lineage: Eukaryota; Metazoa; Chordata; Actinopteri; Syngnathiformes; Syngnathidae
Gene: flrt2
Product: fibronectin leucine rich transmembrane protein 2
Exons: 2
Coding region: 973-2955 (660 amino acids)
Molecular function (GO): protein binding
Source: RefSeq, a predicted model, not a curated record
GGAGAGAGAGAGGGAGGGAGAGGCGCAAGGAGGAGCGCGCACGUCGCACUAUCAACUGGAUUCCAUCUCGGAAAACAACUCCGGGGAAGUCUUUAGCGCGAGAGACACCGAAGUGCAAGCGAGUCGAUCCCCCACUCCGAGCGCGCACGGGGCGGACGCAGCCGGCUGUCAUGGCCCGCGACGAAGCAGGCGGCGGAGACUUCCAUCAGCGGGUCCUCGCGGUUCUGCAUGAGUGGACGGGGAGCAGCGGGAGCUGCGAUCGUCGCCCUGCGUUCUGCCGCCCUUGCUCCGUGGCGCCGGCUCCGUUGAGUUAAAGAGGCCAAAACCAAAAGUAAGCGUCGAGGCGGUGGCGUCAAAUAAUAUGCUGCGAGGACGCUCGAUCGCAACCUUCCAGACGGACCUAUGCGCAUGAGCAUCCUGCAGCCCGCCGCAUGCGAGAAGGCAGAAAAGUUCAACGGCGGUAGCGGCUCGGGAGGGCAGUGGGGGGGACGGAUAAAGACUCGUCAAAGGUCUCUGAUUCCAAAUGUCACCCUGUUUGGACUCUGCCCCGGUCGGGGAACAGCGGCAGUGCGUGACGGUCAGGCGAAAGGAACCCGCAGUGGCUCGCAGCCGCGCGGCUUCAAACCGGCCCCGGAUGAGCUCGGCACGGCGCCACCGCUGACCAGCCCCGCCAUGGUCUGACGUCUCGGCAUGGAUGGAGUCAGUCAAAGGACCGGCCGCCAUCGAUGAGACCCGUUGCUCUUCAGUCGAGGACCAACAUCGACGGGACUACUCCCGCUUGUUCUUGAUCGUUUCCCAGCAGCGACCGACAUGAUGACCAGAUUCCCUGCGGUGGACUUUUUUUAAAAUGUCGUAUUUGCUGGAUUAUUCCACUAUUUAGUUUUAGUUUUAGUUUUUCUUUGUUUUACUCCCUUCGAGUUCUUUUUAUUUUUGUGGUUAUUUUCUUCACUUCCUUAUUUUGAAUUUUCGGCCAUGGAGUUUCCGACCGGACCCUGGAAUAAGGAUUGGACUUCAUUCUUCCAAUGUUGGUUGACUGUCAUCCUAAGCCUUCAGAUGCAAUUCAGCCCAGGUGCCUCUUGCCCGGAAGAGUGUCGUUGUGACAAAUUAUUUGUGUACUGCAACGAACGCGGCCUGACAUCCGUACCGCUGGGGAUACAGGAAGGCUACAACGUCCUUUACCUUCAUAACAACCAGAUCAACAACGCCGGCUUUCCCGUGGAACUUCACAAUCUGGCCUCUGUGGGGACGGUGUAUCUCUAUGGCAACCAGCUGGAUGAGUUUCCCAUCAAUUUGCCCAAAAACACCCGCGUACUGCAUCUACAGGAGAACAAUAUUCAAACCAUCUCCAGGGCGGCCCUGGCGCAGUUGACCCGACUGGAGGAGUUGCACCUGGACGACAACUCCAUCUCCACCGUGGGGGUGGAAGAAGGGGCCUUUCGGGAGGCCGUCAGCCUCAAACUCCUCUUCCUCACCAAGAACCACCUAAGCAGCGUUCCCAUCGGCCUCCCCGAGGACUUGAAAGAGCUGCGAUUGGAUGAGAAUCGAAUCGCUAACAUCGCCGAGGAGGCCUUCCAGAACGUGACGCGUCUGCAGCGCCUCCUGCUGGACGGGAACCUGCUGACCGAUGAGGGCAUCGCGCCGGGGACCUUCCAGGAACUGGCCAGCCUCCGGGAACUGGCGCUGGCCCGCAACUCGCUCACCUUCCCGCCUCCGCUUUUACCGAGCCAGUCGCUGGUCAAACUCAGCCUGCAGGAGAACCAGAUCGACCAGAUCCCGGUUGAUGCAUUUGCGGACUUAAAUAGGCUGGAGAAGUUGGAUAUUUCCAGCAACCAGCUUCAGACUCUCACGCAGGGCGUAUUUGACAGCCUGUCGAGCUUAAGGCAUCUCAUCGUGCGAAAUAACCCCUGGCGCUGCGACUGUGCGGUGAAGUGGGUGGUGGUGUGGCUCAAGUCAUUGCCUUCCUCCAUCAACGCCCGAGGCUUCGUGUGUCAAAGUCCCGACAGGGUGCGCGGGAUGGCCAUCCGCGAGCUCACCUUGGAUAUCAUCGAAUGUCCGCUCGACGCCGACCAGCCUCCGUGGCCGACUCUUCGCUCCACGCCUCCCCCUCCUCCCACCACCACCUCCCCGACCACCGCAAUCUCCACUCUUGCGACCACGCCCGUCCCCGACUAUUCGGACUCGCCUUCUCCGCCCUCGCCCCCGAUCCAUCACAAUCCUCCCGGCCCCCUGCCUCCUUAUGAGGACCCCCUUCAGAUUUCCUUCCACGUGGUUAACUCCUCGAGUAUCGAGGUGAGCUGGGCGUCCUAUUUCACCGUCACAGCUUACAAAGUCACUUGGGUUAAACGGGGCCAAAGCCAGAUGAACGAAGGGAUGCGGGAACGGACGGUGGGCGGUGGGCAGCGGCGUAUCGGCCUCACCCACCUGGAACCCCGAUCUGUGUACCGGAUCUGCGUGCACGUUUUGGACUCUCAUAACUCCUACAGGCCCGGAGAGGAUACAAUUUGCUCCGAGGCCAGGACCAAGUCGGCCUCGCCAACCAAGUCUCCCGGUUCGGGGCAAACUCCGAAAGAGAGCGUUAAUUCCACCUUGUUAAUGGCCGGCAUCAUCGGCGGAGCGGUUCUGAUCAUCUUGGUGACGCUACUCAGCCUGUUUUGUUGGCACAUGCACCGGAAGAGCCGGUCGUCUUCGACCAAGUGGAAAUACAACCGAGGCCGCAGAAAAGACGACUACUGCGAGGCCGGGACCAAGAAGGAUAACUCCAUUCUUGAAAUGACUGAAACCAGUUUCCAGAUAGUGGCGCUGAACAACGAGCAGCUGCUCAAGGGAGAUUUCCGCAUUCAGCCCAUCUACACGCCCAACGGGGGGAUUGGAUUUAGAGACUGUCACCUCAGUAACAAUAGCUUAGCCUACUGCAAGAGCAGCAACGUACCCAGUACAGAGUUUUGCCACACGUGAUGCCGGGGCGGAUAUCGCUCUGGUGAACCCAAAAACUCCGCAAGUGAUUGACAAUACACACAAUGCCCACAGACCCGCCCGUUUGUGUGGACAAUAGCAGAAAAAUAUCCCCCCCCCCCCAACUCCCCCAAAAAAUUAAAUUCUAGUAACAUAUAACUGUACAAUACCUGUCGAUGAUGUAAUUUAUACUGUGGAUAAUUAUGUGGAAUUCUCUGCUAUCUUUUUUAUUAAUAGAAAAAUGAGAUCCAAGUGUUUUGUUUUGUUUUUUUAUAAACAGCAGGGUUUUGAAAGUUGUUUUGAUGGUCAAUACUGUACAUGAACACAGGUUUGUACAAUCACGGCACGCUGGGUGUAGCUUCCGGCAGAUGCUGUCGGCCUUUGGAAAAUGUCGAGCACGACGAGGGCUGGGAUCCUUUGCUAACCACAGGAAUAGAAAAAAAAAUGAAUUUUUGCGCUUUUGAGAUGCAAAAGCCUCCCCAAGUAGAUUUCCAAAUUGUCGUGCAUACAGAAAAGGGCACUGAUUUGUGCGUCGGAGAAAAGAUCACAACUGGUAGCAUGUGGAAGAAACUGAAGUGCACUUUUCCUAUACAUGGAAACGAUUGGUGGCGCUUGCUGGUGAGGUGGUGUGGGAAGAAAGUGUGAUUGGAUGAUUCCCAUGCAGAGAAAUCCCAAAAGUGCCUUUAACUGGAAAAUCGUCUGUGCUCUAUUUGUUUAUAGCCGAGCCAAGAUGAGCCUUGGUUUGAAAGACACUUUUUGGAAAACCUCUGAAAUCGGAUUUGUCAUCUUCUGCACGCAAUUAAAACGGGAGCGACUUGAUUAACAUGAACAUAAAAAAGCAAGAAAGAAUGAUUGCCCUCGACGGAGCGCAUGAAUGUGCUGAGUCUCAACGGAUUGUGCCCCCACCCCGCCCCUGCCCCUGCCAAACCCACACAGUGUUCACCCCCCACCCUCCCGCCCUCUUGUGAGGCCACAAGGGGGCGUGUUUUCUCAGCAUCGUGUGGAACAGAGAGCGUGAUGCAGACAGGGGAAGUGGAAACAAAGCCACACAGAUCACUCGGGCGCCCCCGCCCCCUCCGACUCCAUAUAACCCAGAUGACAUUACUCUGCUCAAACAGCAUUGUUAUAGUGUUUAUUGCUCAUUGGGUUUCUUAAAUGAUGUGGAAUCAUUUCAAACGAAUUGUGUCUGGCGUGCUUUGUUUCGAAAGGAUAUGGAUUUUCACCGCUGUGACAUGUCAGAGUGGGCUUUUCUUUGCAAUGAGCAUUCCGAAGACACCACACAAUAACUCAUCCCAUUUUGUUGAAUUGUGCAACUUUUAAUUGUUUUUGGGGUAGGGUGCGGGAGGGGGUGAAUAAAUUAGGAAGUAAGAAACUCAUUGAACCCCGCUGCAAAGUGCCGACUAUGCUUUGUCACUCGCCCUUUUGAUGAUGUCCAUUUCAUGUUCUGUUUGUUUUCCACUUGCGCAUUUCAUGGCGUUAGGAUUUAAUGGGUGCGAGCCAUCAUCUUCCCGUCCGCCUCUCUGUCCCUGUCCCCGUCGCUCUGGUCCCAGCAUGGGCUCAAUUAAAGCCGUUUCCCUUGCCCUUGGGCUCACGCACUGAGGCGGCGGCGCUUUGCGUGAGAUGUGCCAGCGAGAGGUCUUCAUUAUGCGCUUCUUAAGAAGACUCCAUUUGAUUUGACAUCGUUUUAUUUGGAGGGGGCCAAGCUUAAAGAGUUCCCACCCUCGGCCACUCCGCUCUCCCAGCCUCUCUCUUGAUAAUCCGCCUCCC